Molecule: messenger RNA, 1650 nt
Organism: Akanthomyces muscarius
Lineage: Eukaryota; Fungi; Ascomycota; Sordariomycetes; Hypocreales; Cordycipitaceae
Exons: 1
Coding region: 1-1650 (549 amino acids)
Biological process (GO): phosphatidylcholine biosynthetic process
Source: RefSeq, a predicted model, not a curated record
AUGGACGAAGGACAGCCAGCGGCGAUACCGAUCGCAACUCCUAAUGCCACAUCUCGAGACCCUAUAUCCGACGAACAUCAUAUCGAGCCCGGCCUAGCUUCACCACUGAGCUCCUCACCCCCCGACCCAACGAUCCUCGACACCCCCAGCUUGAGUGCAACAACCCCUAAAAGCCCUAGGCUCUCAAGGAAUCCCUCCUUUUCUGGUAGUAGCUCCUAUCAGGACGACUGGGAUUCGCUCCCGCCUCUGGAUCGACUCACGGUCCUCGACCUUCUGGAUAAUUUUGCGUUGCCGCAGCAGCUGGAAAAGCUUCAGAAGGGUUUUUCGGCUCAGACUGAUAAAGUGCGCCGAUCCAGAGAUGCACUGAAAUCAAAAACGCAGAAUGCACGGCAUCGAAUGGUCGAGGAAUGGAGGCGUCGAGUGCCUUCCGCCGACGAACAGUUUGAUCGCUAUCGAAAGCGAAUGAGGCAGCGUGUCGACAAGCUCGGCAGGCAAUGGAACGACACAAAAGCCAUCAGCUUGCGCGAGAAGAUAUCCUUCAUUUGUGGAGUUAUGAACAUCUUCGUCAGUGGCUAUCUCAUCGGCGCCUAUCCAGAGUAUUUCCAUAUCUGGUACACUGCUCAGCUGGUAUAUUUCAUGCCCAUUCGCAUGUUUACCUACCAUCGUCGUGGAUACCAUUACUUCCUCGCCGAUCUUUGCUACUUCGUCAACGUCCUUCUCAUGCUCAGUAUAUGGGCAUUCCCUGCUUCCAAAAGACUCUUUACCGCCGCUUUUUGCCUAGCUUUUGGCAACAACGCAGUUGCGAUUAUUAUGUGGCGAAACUCUCUUGUAUUCCACAGUUUCGACAAGGUUACCUCGCUGUUCAUUCACAUUAUGCCAUGCGCUACUCUGCACUGCCUUGUCCAUCUCUACCCGGAAGAUCAGCUACAUGACCGCUUUCCCGCCAUUUGGACCAUCAAAACAGCUGAGCCGGGCUCAGCUACCGCUUACGCUAACCUCGUAUCUAUGCUGGCGUGGAGCACAAUCCCAUACGCUCUCUGGCAACUCAGUUACUAUUUCUUCAUUACGGUUCGCCGAAGGGAGAAGAUCGCCGCUGGUCGGCCAACAUCAUUUACUUGGCUUCGCCGUUCAUAUGCCAGGACUUGGAUUGGCAAGCUCGUUUUGUCCAUGCCUGACAGCCUGCAGGAGCCUACGUUCAUGAUGAUUCAGUACGCGUAUGCUGUUCUCACUAUGCUACCAUGCCCCCUCUGGUUCAUCAGCCGCUAUGCAUCAACUGUCUUCCUCUUGGUUGUGUUUGCCUGGAGCAUAUACAAUGGAUCUACGUAUUACAUUGAUGUCUUCGGCAAGCGUUUCCAAAAGGAGCUCGAGGCCAUGAAGGCCGAAGUAGUAAGAUGGCAGACUGCACCAGAGCUCAUGCUCACGUCCCCCUUGAUGCAACCCCAGACAGAGAACGGGAUUAUCGAUGCACAAGCUAAGAGGACCUCUGCUACGCCUAGCCCCCGUCCCGCUGCUGUUACUGCCAGGGAUGCAAUGGCUAGAACAACAAGUCUUGACCGCAUCCCGCUUCUCGAUGAUUCCGCCGUCGCGAUUUCAACCAGUCUCGAUGGCGGAGCGCGAGAUGUGGCGCGUGAGAGACGGAAUGCCGACUAA